CAGACGUGGAACUGGAUGCUCACUCGCCGCUGUCUGACUGGGUUCGCUGCAGGAUUGUCGUCGUCCAUCCUCUUGGCUGAGUGGUCCGUGUUCACGCUGAAGGUCCAGGUGAAUGACAUCAUCAGCCGCCAGCCCCUGAGCCGCGCGGUGGUCGAGGUGUUUGUCAACCACACGAAGACGAAUUCCGCCACCACCGGGAGCCAGGGCUCCGUGCUGGUCCGCGUGCCCUUCGCGCUGGGCCUCGAACGUCUCUCCAUUGUGCUGUAUUUCACAGUAUAUUCAUCAGUGACGCUUUCACUGUUCCCGCAAAGCCAAGCAAAUAUAUGGCUGUUUGAAGACACCGUUUUAAUUACUGGGAAAUUAGCCGAUGCCAAAUCUCAACCAAGCGCCCAGUUUUCAAAAGCCUUCAUCCAGCUCCCGGACCGCCACCACCUGGGCAACGUGACCGGCUACCUCACCGUCCUGCAGCAGUUUCUGAAAAUGGACAGUUUCCUGUAUACGACCGGAGUCACGCUGAACAAAUCAGGUUUUGAGAGCAUCGAGCUGACGCCGCUGGCCGCGGUGUGCGUGAAGAUGUACUCGGGCGGCAGGGAGCUCCAGGUGGCCGGCUCCGUGCAGCUUUCGCUCCCACUUCUCCACCCCCAGGGCGUGAGGGCGGGGGACCCCCUCCCCGCCUGGACCUUUGACAUGAACACAGGUACUUGGAUCAGUCACGGCCGGGGAGUGGUCAAGGACUACAAUAAUCAUUUAAUCUGGACGUACGACGCGCCGCAUCUGGGCUACUGGAUAGCAGCUCCGCUUCCAGGAACUAGAGGCCCGGGCGGCGGCGGAGACUCCCCGGACAUCGCCGCCUACCACACGGUGUUCCUGACGGCCAUCCUGGGGGGCACGGUCGUCAUCGUCGUCGGCUUCUUCGCGGUGCUGCUGUGCUAUUGCAGGGACAGGUGCGGCCCUCCCCAGAAGAGGGACAGGACGGUCACCAAGCUGGAGGCCCUCAGGAGAGACCAGACCACGUCCACCACGCACAUCCAGCACAUCGGCUCUGCCAAGGCCGCCCUGAGAGCCAAGGACAGGGGGAGCCCGAAGUUCUCUGGACUUUACACCGAAGACGGCGUCUCACCCACGGCUGUUCGCACUUAG
This is a messenger RNA of Myotis brandtii (Brandt's bat), 1140 nucleotides long. RefSeq names its product family with sequence similarity 171, member B (gene FAM171B). The record is from RefSeq and is a predicted model, not a curated record. The coding region runs from base 16 to 1140 and encodes 374 amino acids. Lineage: Eukaryota; Metazoa; Chordata; Mammalia; Chiroptera; Vespertilionidae. The transcript has 9 exons.